AAAUUAUUUCCUAUUUGCAAAGAAAAUCGUGAAAAUAAAAUUUUAAAAUAUCCCACCGAUUCAGAUAAGUAGAUUCGAGUUUUGAAGUUGAGAAAAAUAUUUUUUUUACACUCUGCACAAGCUGUCGUGAACAGUGGUUCAAGAGGUACCGACAUAUACCCUUUGUUCACGUCAGGGAUGACUUUUGUACCCCGUCGAUGCGGAGCUACAGUAAUUUCUCGACGAGCGUGUCUGCGUUGGGGAUACGUCACUCGGUGGGUCGAUAAAAAUUUUAUUGGUCAAUUGAUCAGGGAUCACGCGACUCGAAUAAAUUUGCACGCGUCCGUCGGACCCGCCGCCAAUGAAUCGCAAUAAACAGCCGGGGCGCGUCGAAAGGGGCAGCGGAGUCCUCGAUUAAAUUUGCGGCCCGCCAAUUGUUUGUCUUGUGACUACCGUUCGCGUGAUCGGUCGGUUUCCGUAAACUCGGAUCACGUGCUAGCAGGGACCGGCUUGGACCAAGUCAACUCGACACUUGUACGUCCCUGGAUCUCUUUAUACCAGUACUACUUUCUUCCCAAACUCGAGGGAAAAGUCAGAGACGGCCCACCAGGAGAGUCCAGGAUGACGAUCAACGCGUCGUCCAUGGUGAUAGAUUAUCUGGUAUUCGUCGGAUGCAUCAUAAUCUCGUUCAUCAUACCGUUAUGGGGCAAACUGCGAGGAAGUCGGAAGGAAGGUACCAAGGCGGACUAUGUCUUCGCCACCGGGAACGUGUCCAUGGGCGCCAUGAUGCUGUCCAUCGCUCGGGGGACGCUGGGAGUCAGGUCCUUCCUGGGCUACCCCUCUGAACUCUACUACAGGGGCAGCGCCAUGUGGGAGACCAUGUACGGCAUGCUGCUCGCGUAUCCCAUCGUGUGCUUCGUCUUUGUUCCUGUUUACUACAGCCUCGGCAUCACGUCCGUCUAUCAGUACCUGGACAUGAGGUUCAAGUCAAAGCUAGUCAGAUGCCUGGCGAGCUUCUCGUACGUGAUACGUAGCCUGCUGAACUUGGCCGUCACGAUAUUCACGCCAUGCGUCGCUCUGAAGGCUGUGAUAGGGCUGCCAUACUGGGCCAGCAUCAUCGGGAUCACGACGAUAUCGGUCAUUUUCUCCGUUAUGGGAGGACUGAAAGCAGCCAUUCUCUCGGACGUUAUUCAAGGUGUGACGAUGCUCGGUGUUUCUCUAGUGAUAAUCGCACACGGCGUGGCUGAUAUCGGUCCCAGCAAAGUCUUGAACGUGACGUACGAACGAGGCAGACUGGAUUUCUUCAAUAUGGAUCUGGAUCCAACGAUACGCGUCACUACAAUGUCGGCGACGUUGGGUCAACUAUUCAUGAGCCUGUCCAUUUUUGGCUGUCAACAAAACUUUGUGCAGAGGUAUUGCAGCAUGUCUAGUCAGCGCAAAGUUGUCAAAACAAUGAUGGCCAACAUACCGAUAAUUUUCAUCAUCUUCUCCCUCUCGUGGGUGGUGGGGAUGGUUAUCUUCGCUAACUACGCGGACUGCGACCCGCUGACCCUCGGCUACAUAUCCAAGUUCGAUGAGAUCGUGCCGUUCUACGUGGAGGACAAGUUCCUGAGCGUCCCUGGACUCCUGGGUCUGGUGAUGGCCACUCUGUUCAACAGCGCUUUGACGCUUGCCGUCUCUAACCUGAACUCCCUGGCCACGGUCACGUACGAAGACUUCCUCAGUCAGAUACCUUCGAUGAAGGACUUGAAAGAUAAGCAACAGCUGCAUGUGAUCAAGCUGAUCAGCGGUAUCUACGGCGUGCUGAUAGUGGGCGUCAGCUUUCUGGUGGCAAUGCUGUCGGGCGUGAUCGAGUCGUCGAUGCUGAUUACGUCUGCGACAUCGGGCCCCCUGUUAGGCGUCUUCCUAUUAGCUAUGCUGAUACCGUGUGCCAAUUGGAAGGGCGCAGCGUCCGGUAUGAUCUUCAGCCACGUAACCACCAUGUGGAUCAUGUUUGGUCAUCUGUCGAUCACCAACAACGUGGAGACGUUGCCCCUGUCCACGGAGAACUGUCAGAACGACACGUUCUCGCCGUGGAUCACCAAGCCGGGCAACAUGGUCUACACCACGCCAAACGUCACCGUGAACGUGACGCAGGGCCUGCUCACCGAACAAAUAAGCGACUCGUCGUCGAUGGGGGCCGUCGAGUUCCUCUACAGCAUAACGUACAUGUACUACGCGCUCAUCGGUAGCAUGGCGACGGUGAUCGUGGGCGUUAUAGUGAGUCUGAUCACCGCCGACCCCAAACGCGACAUGUACGAGGAACACCUGCUUCAUCCUUACGCGGUGAAGAUGGCCAGAUACUUCCCCGGGAGACGGAGACUGUACGCUAGCAGCACGCGGCUCAGGAACGAGCGCAACGCUGCCAACGCCACCUCCUCCUCCUCGGUGACCUCGAUCGCGAAUGGCGUGGGGAAGACAACCACUCUGCAAGGGGUCGUGGACGAUAACGGGAAGCUCCAGAUCGACAUCGGUUACAUCGAGAAGCUCAAUGCUCUUAAGGCCGUCUCGCUGGACGUGACCAACGAGGUCAACAAAGGUACCAGACUCUGAGACCGGGACGUCAUUGGUGAUUCAGUGAUGGUGACUCCGAAAUCGGUGACUCGGUGAUAUUUCUGUUCCUUGGCGGACUCUCAUUAUCGGAUCGAACUUUGUCGAUUUGCUUAACGAUCCCCGUGAGCCUGCAGGAGCCGUAGAAUUGAAGAUGCCGCGUUCAUCCUCGGUGUUAGCUUUAGUUAGCGAUAGCUUUAGAGUAGCGUGAUCUUCACGAUUUUGUCAACACGAUGCUCGACGAUGUACAGGGAGAGAAGGAAGUAACUGUCACCGGGUUUCAGGAAGAUACUGGUGAGGGAUGAGCGUUUGACAUUAAAGGUUGGAGUAUUUCAAUGUAUUUCGCUUGAUGGUGGAAGAAUGGAAAGGUUGAAUGUUGCAAAUGAAGUGGUUAUUUUUAGGGAAGAUUGUUGGAGUCUCUGGUAACUAGAUCGUACAGUAAUUUUUUGAGUCAAGGAUGAACUUUUUAUCCUUCUGUUUAGUGUAUAUAGAAAUAAUCGAAAUUCUUGACCCGGAUUUUAAUAGGGGCCAUUGGCGUAAUUUAUUUAGUAUUUUAUUACGAAAUAAUAAAUGGUACAUUUGAUGGUCGAGAUAAAUAUUUGUAAGCACUCCGCCAUAUAUUAAUAUACCUAACAAUUUUAGGAAACCAUUUAUUAUUUGCAAUCCAAUACGACCGACGGCAGGAUGUUCUCUAACUUCACACUUUAUAAUCAGAAAUGACCAAAAUAUAUCUCAGAUGGUAUUCAAACGACGUAUACCCUGCUAAUUUGCAUCUUAUUUAUAGUCGGAUGCUUAGAAGUAGUUGCAUGUGGUAUUUGGUAGUUGUGAAACUACAGAAUACUCAUUCAGCUUUAUCAUCGAAUACAGAAUACACAUACAUAUCUUGUGAAUUGGUGAAGCAAUCCAGAAACAAUGAUGAAACUGAAUACAAUUAUUUUUCACUAAUACAAAAUACAAAACAAUGUAUUCUGUAUUCGACGGGUACUUAGAGUAUUUGACUUUCUGUAAAUCGCAUACUCGCGUGCCUUAAGCUUCAAAGUCUGAUUUCAUUUACCAUUCUACGCUAUUGUAUUUCGAAAACACUAGAAUGGCCACCCAGCAAUCUCUUGACGACAGAUAUUAAUAAGAAUUUUUCACGCCAGAAAAAAAUAAUUUAGAUUAUAGAUGAUUAAUAUUUGACAGCAUGAAUGAAUACAAAUGAAUGAUUAUAUUUGGGUAUAAUGUCAAGUUGUUCCAGUUCAGUAUUUUAGGUAUAUCUCGAUUACCGAAUCGUUCGAUUUGUCUCUGCUAUCGUCGAUAGUUGCGCAAAUUACUAUACGCAAAAUUGUCACGUACCUUGUGAGAAUGAAACGAAUAUCGUGGUAAUUUAUUUUUCACAAAUCACCACCAAUCGAGAUACAUAGGACUACUCCUGAAGCCCGUCUGAAAAUCCUGCCUGAAACUCAUUCUCAGUACCGUUUCGUUCUUCUACACUCUGUACCGUCGAGUCACCCUAUAGAUCUUGCUCCCGCGUGGACGGGCACAUCCCACGCGGUCACUGUAAUUCGAUGUAGAGAGUAUUUCCUUAAACACGUUCGAGCAGAAUGUUACAGGGUAGACGCUAGUACAAAGGAUAGGCUCGAGGCCUCGUCGAGUCGCUUGAAAACGACACGUGUGCCUGCAUAUGAUGUAA
Messenger RNA from Colletes gigas, 4240 nucleotides. RefSeq names its product sodium-coupled monocarboxylate transporter 1. The transcript has 6 exons. The record is from RefSeq and is a predicted model, not a curated record. Gene Ontology annotation, molecular function: symporter activity. NCBI's taxonomy places the organism in Eukaryota, Metazoa, Arthropoda, Insecta, Hymenoptera, Colletidae. Gene Ontology annotation, cellular component: membrane. Gene Ontology annotation, biological process: transmembrane transport; sodium ion transport. The coding region runs from base 601 to 2571 and encodes 656 amino acids.